AUGACUAACAUUCUAGUAGGAGAGCCAGUAACCUCUUUAAACGCACCAAGUUGCAGCAAGGAAGUGUCCGUGACUUCCACUGAUUUGACCUUGGCUAGCUCAUCGAUUUUCUAUGAUAAUUUAGCCUCAGAAGAAACGACUGACCGUCCUGAAGAAACUACCAAUGUACCAACAAUUACCAUUCCCAAACCAUCAAUGAGACUUAAUGUUCAUGUUCUUCAGACUGUGCAUAAACUGUCGCCAUUGCCAGAUGCCGCAAAAAAAAAGGUCAGCGGCUCGGAACAGAAGAAGUGA
Messenger RNA from Arctia plantaginis, 294 nucleotides. The record is from the annotation of a GenBank genome assembly. Lineage: Eukaryota; Metazoa; Arthropoda; Insecta; Lepidoptera; Erebidae.